AUGAGUUCGAUUAAAACAAGUCCAACCAAAAAGACAUCUGAAUCCACUACCAAACAAGAUACCCCCAAUGAUCAGACUAAUAUUGAAAACUUUGAUGAAGAGCCAUCCAUGCUCUCGGAUCCUGAAGAUUAUUUAGAGGAAAAUGAAACAUUGGAUAUGAAUCUCUCCAAGGGGGAUCAGAAAGUGUGGUUAGUUAAACUACCAAAGUAUUUAAUGGAUGAUUGGUCCAACCCCGACUCGAUGAAUGGCCAACAAUUGGGUAAUGUGAAGAUAAAAAAGGACGCACGGGGUAAAUUACAGGUUAAAUUGUUAUUGGACAACAAGAACGACAGGAUACCAAAAGAGUAUGAUAUCAAAAUGUUAAACACCCAAGUCCGCAAUUCGUAUGUGUUCACCGAAGAGAAUUUGAAAAAGUUCAAACAAGAAGUGACUGAAGUUUCGGAUAUGCCAGAGCAGCCACAACUAAAAGAGUUGAAUCCAGAAAAGAAGAAGUUCCAAGUAAGACGAAAAUUUAAAUACUUUAGGGUACAGAAAGAGGGAGAGAAUGGCCAACCAGUUAAGAAGUAUAUUCCGUUUGUUAAAACAAUCCCGAAAAAGACAAGUUUAAUGGGUAAAGUGUGCCACGAUUGCACAGUGGUACCAGCAAGGACGGGCCUGAAACAUGGCGAAUCGUUAAUGAAACAUCAAAAUAUGACCCAAGGAAAGGAACGACCAAAAGUUACGUUGUUGAAUGAGAUCCCUGGGGUCAUUCAAUCUAAUGCAGGUCCGUCAAUUAAAGGAAAUGCCGCCUCUAUAUUCUUGAAGUCGACUCAAGGUAAAAACAAAAGUGAAGGCAGAGCCAUCAGAAUGCCCAAAAAGGAUUUAUUGGACUUGUUGUUUAGAUUAUUUGAGGAGUAUGAGUAUUGGUCAAUGAAAGGGUUAAAGGAGAGAACAAGACAGCCUGAAUCGUACUUGAAGGAAUCGUUAGAAUCCAUUGCUACUUUAAUCAAGAGAGGGCCAUAUACAUCAAAGUAUACGUUAAAGGCAGAAUACAGAAGAUUAAGAGAUGCCGAACGAGCUGUCAGACUCGGCUUGGAUGAGGAUGACCAGAAUAAAGAAAACAACGAAGACGAGGACGAAGAUGAAGAAAUGGAAGAUGUAGUAUAA
Molecule: messenger RNA, 1146 nt
Organism: Candida albicans SC5314
Lineage: Eukaryota; Fungi; Ascomycota; Pichiomycetes; Serinales; Debaryomycetaceae
Product: transcription factor IIF subunit
Exons: 1
Coding region: 1-1146 (381 amino acids)
Biological process (GO): transcription by RNA polymerase II; transcription initiation at RNA polymerase II promoter
Cellular component (GO): transcription factor TFIIF complex
Source: RefSeq, a predicted model, not a curated record